AUGAAGUUUUUCGACAUCGUCACGCACCCGCAAAACACCACGUUCGAUAAGAUACCUCUUUUACACUGCUCGAACUUGACGCAAAUCACACGAGGAAAAUCAUCAUCAUCAUCAUCAUCAUCAUCAUCAUCGAACGAGGAGAACAAAAUGAGAGCUCAAAUAGAAGAAAACGGCAUCAGAUGUGACUUAUACGUCCACGAAUCCUUAUGCAAUCGAUUCGGAACGUUACACGGAGGGUGCAUAGCGACAAUAGUGGACGUGUUAACCACGUGCGCGUUACUGGUGGACGAUGAAAAUAGCGAAAAAGGUGGCGGCGUGACCACGGAUUUGCACGUCUCGUGCGUCAAAAGUGCUCGAAUGCAUUCAACCGUCACCGUCGAAGCGAUAUCGAAACGAUUAGGGAAAACUAUGGGGUUUAGCCAGUGCGAGUUAAGAGACGAAAAUGGAGCCGUCGUGGCGUACGGAACGCACACGAAGUUUUUAGGCAUCACCGGGCCUAAAUUAUAA
Bathycoccus prasinos is the source of this 507-nucleotide messenger RNA. RefSeq names its product acyl-coenzyme A thioesterase 13. The coding region runs from base 1 to 507 and encodes 168 amino acids. NCBI's taxonomy places the organism in Eukaryota, Viridiplantae, Chlorophyta, Mamiellophyceae, Mamiellales, Bathycoccaceae. The transcript has a single exon. Gene Ontology annotation, molecular function: fatty acyl-CoA hydrolase activity. The record is from RefSeq and is a predicted model, not a curated record.